Messenger RNA from Papilio xuthus (Asian swallowtail), 1092 nucleotides. RefSeq lists its product as uncharacterized. Gene Ontology annotation, biological process: cilium assembly. The record is from RefSeq and is a predicted model, not a curated record. The transcript has 6 exons. Lineage: Eukaryota; Metazoa; Arthropoda; Insecta; Lepidoptera; Papilionidae. Bases 69 to 902 code for a protein of 277 amino acids. Gene Ontology annotation, cellular component: motile cilium.
UUGACACAUGAUUUAUUUGAAAUGUUUUUAUGAGCAAAAUCAAUGCAUAAUUAUUUGUAUUUCUCAGAAUGUCGAAGUCUGAUAUUGACAAAGGUAUAGUUUAUUGCAAUCGUGUGCUUGUAGGUAACUGGUAUGAAGCGGCGCAAUUGGAGGAGCACAAGAUACAUAAAUUCCUGGAGCAAAUGAAAAAUGGUGAAUUAUUAUUGGCAAGAUAUCGAACAAUGACAAAGAAUCUAAACGAGCCAACAAUUUUGACUCAGUCUACUGGAAGAAUAUGCUUCGGUGAUCGCAUAUCAUUGCUCGCACCGCACGUACCAGCGACAGAUCCACCGACUGAGGAUAAAAAGGGUCUGUUACUGGGGGGAAGAAUUUCAGCGAAUGAACUCGAAUAUUUUCAAGAUCUUGUCGAUGGUUGCUCUUUAGUGGGGCUCGUACAGACCGAGCCGGCAAAGAGAAACACUUUCGUUAUCACUAGUGCGGACUACUGCAAUCGUGAAGGCGAAACACUCAAAUACAACCAAGAAUUUUUGCUUACUCUCGCGUCGUCUUUAGACAAAAAGCCUCUUUAUGUUAGAUACGAUCCUAAUCCUAUACCGGGGUUAUGCGGCUUGUAUCCUCUUUACUUAAGCGAAAAUCCAGUAUCAAACACUCGCUGGCGGUUUUUACCUGUUCAGCGACCUAAUAUUACUAGAUUCGAACAAGAAGGACUUCCAGUUCAAGUUAAUAUAGAUAUUGUGGUAAACCAUUGCGCUACCAAUGUUAAUUUGGGAAUUAACGUUGGAAAAUGGGCUUUCGGAUUUCACGGAAAGAUUUGUACACCUUUAAUGAAGACAUGUUUAGACAUAUAUGGAAGGGAAUUACCCAACAAUAUUUGGCAAAUUUAUAUACCCAUUGCUGCAUAAUAUUGAAUAUUUAAAAUACAAUAAAUUACUGUUAAAUAACUUGAUUUUAUAUUAAAAAUCAACUGUACAAUAAGUGGAUAUGGGACAUAGUAACAAUUUGACGCAAAUAACCGGUGAAUAAGAUAUCAUGGAACGUAAAAUGUUGCCUUGUUUGUACACGACCUGAAACUAAAAAGGAUUUAUCAUUAAA